AUGCAAUUGUUCCCAGUAUCGAGCAGUUCAUUCGUUACUGCUUUUUUGGCUUUAGCUGCGGUUGUUGUCGUGGAGGCUAAACCCCACAGUAUUAAACUCAACAGAUUAUCAAAUGAAGAGACCUUGGAUGCUGCCACUUUCCAGGACUAUACAAAUGUAUUAGCUAACAAGUAUUUGAAUUUAUUUAAUAAAGCCCACGGUAAUCCAGUUGGUGUUGGUAUUCAACAAGUUUUAAGUGGUAAAGAUUGCCCCGAAAAAGCUCCAUUUGUAACUCCUCAAAAGGGUAAGUUUGAUGCUCCCUUGACAAAUUACAUGAAUGCCCAGUAUUUCACUGAAAUACAAAUUGGUACUCCUGGUCAAUCUUUCAAAGUUAUCUUGGAUACUGGAUCUUCCAAUUUGUGGGUUCCUUCUCAAGAUUGUACCUCGUUGGCUUGUUUCUUACACUCCAAGUACGAUCAUGAUGCUUCUUCCACUUAUAAAGCCAAUGGUUCUGAGUUUUCAAUUCAGUAUGGGUCAGGUUCAAUGGAAGGUUAUAUUUCUCAAGAUGUACUUAGUAUUGGAGACUUGGUUAUUCCAAAGCAGGAUUUCGCUGAAGCUACCUCCGAACCCGGUUUGGCAUUUGCAUUUGGCAAAUUCGAUGGUAUCUUGGGCUUAGCUUACGAUACCAUUUCAGUAAAUCGUAUUGUACCACCGGUUUAUAAUGCUAUAAACCAGGGUUUGUUAGAUGCGCCUCAAGUUAGUUUCUAUCUUGGUGACACUAACAAGGAUGAAAAUGACGGAGGAUUGGCUACAUUUGGUGGUUAUGACGAAUCAUUGUUUCAAGGCAAGAUUACUUGGUUACCAGUUAGAAGAAAAGCUUACUGGGAGGUUUCGUUUGAAGGAUUAGGAUUAGGCGAUGAAUAUGCAGAGUUGACUAAAACUGGCGCAGCAAUCGAUACUGGUACUUCAUUGAUCACUUUGCCAUCAACUUUGGCUGAAAUAAUUAAUGCCAAGAUUGGUGCAACUAAAUCUUGGUCUGGCCAAUAUCAAAUUGACUGCAACAAGAGAGAUUCAUUGCCUGAUUUAACAAUGACUUUUUCAGGUUACAACUUUACUUUAACUGCUUAUGAUUACAUUUUGGAAGUUGGUGGAUCAUGUAUUUCAGUUUUCACACCAAUGGAUUUCCCUAAACCAAUUGGUGAUUUAGCUAUUGUUGGUGAUGCGUUCUUGAGAAGAUACUACUCAAUUUAUGACUUGAAGAAAAACGCUGUUGGAUUAGCACCAUCAAAAGUCUAA
This is a messenger RNA of Lodderomyces oxycetoniae, 1275 nucleotides long. RefSeq names its product proteinase A (gene APR1). NCBI's taxonomy places the organism in Eukaryota, Fungi, Ascomycota, Pichiomycetes, Serinales, Debaryomycetaceae. Bases 1 to 1275 code for a protein of 424 amino acids. The record is from RefSeq and is a predicted model, not a curated record. Gene Ontology annotation, cellular component: fungal-type vacuole. Gene Ontology annotation, molecular function: aspartic-type endopeptidase activity. The transcript has a single exon.